AUGGGCAUAUCGGGUUUAUUACAUUUCUUAAGACAGAUUAAAGGCCAAGGCAUUGUUACUUCAAUCUCAAAGUAUUCAGGGAUGACAGUGGCCGUAGAUGCCUCUUGAUGGAUCCAUCAAGGAGCCUAUAGCUGAGAUUUCAGUGAAGGGAUUGAGAAUUGUGCUAAGAAAAUCAUUAACUUUGUACUAAAGAAGCUCAGAAUGCUUCUUGAACACAAAAUAAAGCCCAUAAUAGUAUUCGAUGGGGCUCCAAUUCCAAUGAAAAACCGGAUUCAGGAAGCCAGAGCCAAACUCAGACUAAAAUCUAGAGAGAAAGUAGCCAGGAUGCUCAGAGAAGGUAAUAAUGAUGCUACUAAAAAGUACGGAGAGGGGUUUACCAUGACUCCUUAUUUGGUAAAUAAACUGUAUAAGAUCAUUAAGAGUCAAGGCUGCACCUGUAUCGUGGCUCCUUAUGAAGCAGAUGCUCAGCUUUCCUACCUCUUUAAGAAAGGAAAGGUGGACAUGGUCUUCACUGAAGAUUCUGACCUCAUCGCUUAUGGAGUGACAAAACUGUUCUAUAGGUAUGACAAUGAAGGCAAAGGAUAUGAAAUUGACAUGGAAGGGCUAUUUUAUGAAGACCAACUUUCUGAUAAAAUACGAGGAGAGCUCCCACACCAGAUUUACAACAUUGAUGACUAUCUCGAGCCUAACUCUUUCGAGAAUCACUCAGAGGAAGAUGCUUCAAUAUGCUCUAUUGGGAGUCACAAGGCAUCUCAGGCAAGUUCCGAUAGAGAUCAUGUUGAAAAAGUGCCUAUUUUCAGUAAGGAAAAGUUCUUACUGAUCUGCGUUUUGGCAGGAUGAGACUACAUUGAGCCAAUCAAAGGAGUUGGGUUUAAGACUGCAUACAAACUUCUGACACAAAAUCCGACUGUGAAGAAGGCUAUCAUGAGUAUCAUCGCUCAGAAGAAGUAUACCGUUCCUCAGGGAUACCUUGAGAACUUCAAAUUAGCAAUCAUGACUUUCCUAUUUCAGGUAGUCUACGACCCAGAAAGAGAGGAAUGAAUAAAUCUGACUAAUCCUGAAGAGAACAAGGAGUAUGGCGACUUGUUCUUAAACUACAAGAAUCAGGACUUCUUAGGUCGGAAAAUUCCGAAGGAGUAUGCCAAGGACAUCUGUACCUGCCAGAUAGAUAUCAGGACUAAGAAGCCAUUUGACAUGAACAGCCUGUUUCUAGAAUACUGAGAAUUGAACAAUCCGUUGUUUUUGACUAAUUCUUCAGAGGAUGAAGAAAAGUCUAACGGAUUAAAGGAAAUUUCUGAUCCAUUGAAUAUAUUAAUACACAAGAAAAAGAAGCCAGCCACUGUUCAGAAGAAGUUCAGCUUCACUCUUGGAAAGAAGGUUCGACCCAGGAGAAAGCGCAGAAUUCCCUCUCCUUUCCGGGAUAAAUUGGUAGAGGAUGUUGUAAAUUUGGAUCACCUUAAUGAAGCCAGGCGAGACAAGAACUCAAAGAUGAAGAGAUUUAAGCAGCUUAUAUUGACAGAAAAUGAUAAUGCGAUCGGUAAUUCAGACUCAGAAGAGGAUGUACCUUCAAACUCUCUCAUGGCUAUGUUUAAACGAGCCAAAAGGAGUGAGGAGGACACUGGACACAAGGAUGUGAUGAUUCCUAAAUUUCAAACAAUAAAGAAAAAGACUUUUAUGAGUUCUAUCAAGACUAGUCCUGAUCUAAAAGAGGCUGAGGGAGUUCCAAAGCCGGCCAAAGGUACUGCAAGCUGUCAGGACUUUAUGCUGUACUAAUCUUGAAACACUCUUACCCCAAUAUGUAUAAUUUCU
Moneuplotes crassus is the source of this 1809-nucleotide messenger RNA. The record is from the annotation of a GenBank genome assembly. NCBI's taxonomy places the organism in Eukaryota, Ciliophora, Spirotrichea, Euplotida, Euplotidae.